GGCUCCAGCACAUACUACUGUCUGGGAAAUGUCAUCAGUGCCCUAGGUGAUGAAAACAAAAAGGGUAGCUUUGUACCUUACAGAGACUCCAAGCUGACUCGUCUACUGCAGGAUUCUCUUGGCGGUAACAGCCAUACUCUUAUGAUCGCAUGUGUUAGUCCUGCUGACUCAAACAUGGAAGAAACUCUAAAUACACUGAGAUAUGCUGACAGAGCAAGAAAAAUUAAGAACAAACCUAUUGUCAACACUGAUCCCCAGGCUGCAGAGCUACAGCGACUUAAACAACAGGUGCAAGAAUUGCAAGUCCUGCUGCUUCAGGCCCACGGAGGAACUCUGCCUGUUUUGAACAGCAUGGAGCCAUCUGAUAAUCUCCAGUCCCUAAUGGAGAGGAACAAGAAUUUAGAGGAAGAAAAUGGGAAGCUGAGUAGGGAACUAAGCGAAGCAGCAGUACAGACUGCACAGUUCCUAGAGAAAAUUAUUCUGACUGAACAACAGAAUGAGAAACUGGCCAGUAAAAUUGAAGAGCUGAAGCAACAUGCUGCGUGCAAAGUGGACCUUCAGCGAUUAGUGGAAACACUGGAAGACCAGGAGCUUAAAGAAAAUGUGGGGGUUAUCCUAGACUUGCAGCAGGUCAUUAUGCAGCUCCAGGACGAAAGCUCUGGGAUAGCAGCCUCUAUUGAGGCUAUGACUGAAGUGGCUGCAUCCUCCCCAGAGUCGGAAGAGCCUAGGGACUCCGGAGAAAAACGGUCCUCUGAUGCAUUCACUACUGACCAUGCUUUGCGUCAGGCCCAGCUGUCUAAGGAGCUGAUAGAAUUAAACAAAGCUUUGCUGCUGAAGGAGGCCCUGGCAAGGAAGAUGGCCCAAAAUGACAGUCAGCUAGAGCCAAUUCAGAGCGAGUACCUGAAUAAUAUAAAACAGCUCGAGUCUGAAGUGGGAGCCCUGCAGAAAGAGAAGGAGGACCUUAUUAUGGCACUUCAUUCAGCCAAAAAAGACACCAACCAGGCUAAACUAAGUGAGCGACGUCGCAAGAGACUCCAAGAACUUGAGGGUCAAAUGACUGAACUUAAGAAAAAGUUAGGUGAACAGUCAAAGCUCCUGAAACUCAGAGAGUCCACAGAGAAAACGGUCACCAAACUGAACCACGAGAUCCAGGGAAUGAAAGUGCAGAGGGUACAACUCAUGAGACAGAUGAAAGAGGAUGCUGAAAAGUUUCGUACCUGGAAACAACAGAAAACUAAAGAGGUUAUUCAACUAAAGGAGAAGGACCGAAAGAGGCAAUAUGAGCUACUGAAACUUGAAAGGGAUUUCCAGAAGCAGGCCAAUGUCCUCCGCAGGAAAACCGAAGAGGCGGCCACUGCCAACAAACGACUGAAAGAGGCCUUGCUAAGACAGAAGGAGGCCAUGGAGAAAAGGAAAGAUUCCCAGAACAGAGGCAUGGAGGGUGCUGCCUCUAGAGUAAAGAGCUGGCUGGCUAAUGAGGUUGAAGUGCUUGUCAGCACAGAAGAGGCACAGAGACAUCUAAAUGACCUCCUGGAGGACAGAAAAAUCUUGGCCCAAGAUAUAGCACAGCUGAAACAGAAGAAGGAUGCUGGCGAGCGAAUCCCGACCAAAAUGCGGAGGCGCACUUACACUGUUGCAGAACUGGAAAACAUGGAGGAAGAGUCUUCUGUCACCAAGCAGAUUGAGAGCUUAGAGACAGAGAUGGAGCUCAGGAGUGCUCAGAUAGCUGAUUUGCAGCAGAAGUUGCUGGAUGCAGACGCUGAAGAGGAAAUGGUGAAACGGAGGUGGGAAACCAUCACCAACAUUAUGGAGGCAAAAUGUGCUCUCAAGUACCUGAUAACUGAGCUUGUCUCGUCCAAAGUAGCGGUCAGUAAACUAGAAAGCAGCGUAAAGCAGAACAGGGCUCACAUUGCUGAUCUGCAAAAGACCAUCUUUGAGGAGAGGAAUCGGAUGGCAGAGAUGGAAACUGAGCAUCAGAGCCAACUCAUGCAAUUGGAGCAGCAACAUCAGGAGAAGAUCCUUUACUUGUUGAGCCAACUGCAGCAGAAGCAAGCGCCAGUACCUGUACAGGUGGAAGAGCCACCAGCAGAGCAAAUCACUGAGCGGGAGAAGCAACUAAUGGAGAGACUGAGGUUCCAGGAUGAAGAAAUAGAGAAAAUGAAGGAAUUGUGUGAAAAGAAUCAACAGUUGUUGCAAGAAAAUGACAUGUAUAAGCAGAAACUGGCCCUCCUUCAUGUUGCAAGUGGAAAGAAGCUGCACAACAUCCUACCAACAGCUGUAUUGAACUCACCAGACUCACCCUUUGACUUUGUCCCACCUAAGCCAAGAGGCAAAAGGCGGACAAAUGCAAAAGCUGCUGCAGUUAUCUUAGAGUACCUGCUGUCCGAGUCCGAAUCUGAGGGCGAAUCGGAUGAUAAAAACUGGGAACCAGGAAAUAAUUCAAAACAGAGCAAGAAACUUCCAAGCGGGUGCUCAUGCAAGGCUCGUUGUGGUAACAAAAUGUGUGGCUGCAGGAAAACCAAGCAGAACUGCUCUGAUGAUUGUUUCUGUGACCCCUCCAAAUGUAGAAACAGAGAUAACAGAAUGGAUGAGGGAAAUGCAGACGAUCAAUCCCAUGAAUCUGAGAACUCUAUAAAGAUUGAUUACCCAGGAGAUGUAACAGCUGGGGGCUCAUUCUUCACUCCUCCCUGCGUGACACCCACUAAGAAGGUGCUACGUGAGAUUAGUGACAUUGGUCAGGUUCUGUCUAUCAAGCUGCAACGCAAGCCAAGCACUGUUCCUGCUUCUGUGUCUAUAAUGGAAUCACAGGAGAACCAAACCUCCAUCUUGAAGAAAAAGAAGAAAGCCUUGUGCAACAGCAACACCAGCUUCUUCUCUGGCUGUUCCCCAAUUACAGAGGAUGAGUAGAGCCGGCCUCUCAGUCCCAUCCGUCCUACUGCUAUUCCAUGUUUCACCGUACUCUUCAAUACUUAGUACCAUUAUAGUGCCUGGCACUGGCUGAAGCUCUAACCAAGUACAUCUGUACAAGAUAGUCACACUCAAGCAAACCAGGUUUUAAUUGUCCCAUGCAGUCUGUGAUGGUAGCACGUGCUAUGGACAGCUGAAACACGUACUUAGAAAUUAGCAAUUACAAAUUAAAUAUUAACUUGAUUUGUAAAUAUUUAUGUGUUUGUGUAGCGGGCGAGCCCGUGUUUCUGUGUUGCAAGUCCAAAAUGCUUCUGAGCUCUGGCUGGUGUUGCUUUUGUCAGUGGUCCAAAAUAGAUUUAGAAAGCCAUCUGUUCUGUUUCAGUUUAUAACCUAAUAGCUAUUAGCCAUUUACCACUCCCAGCAUUCUCUUGGCAGUAUAGCUGAUGGCUGACUCAUACAGGUCACAUAGUCCUGUAACUGCUCUUUGCCCAGCAGGCAGCCUGCCCCUGGUCAAUAAUUUUCUCAUGGAUACCACUGAAAGCCAUGAUAGGCACCAUCUCCCCAGCCAGAACAGUCACCCUAAUCUUGUAGGUGUCUUAAGUCUUGUGCAGCUUCUUGUUCUAGACCUUUUAUGUAUAAUUUUAGCAGGAAUGAGUCCUACGUGGCUGUUCAUAUUUUUUUUAAUGUUUGUAAUUUUAUUACUAAUAAAAUAUAAACAAAU
Xenopus tropicalis (tropical clawed frog) is the source of this 3628-nucleotide messenger RNA. RefSeq names its product chromosome-associated kinesin KIF4-like. Gene Ontology annotation, molecular function: microtubule binding; microtubule motor activity; ATP binding. Gene Ontology annotation, biological process: microtubule-based movement. NCBI's taxonomy places the organism in Eukaryota, Metazoa, Chordata, Amphibia, Anura, Pipidae. Bases 142 to 2907 code for a protein of 921 amino acids. The record is from RefSeq and is a predicted model, not a curated record. Gene Ontology annotation, cellular component: cytoskeleton. The transcript has 24 exons.